This is a messenger RNA of Dentiscutata erythropus, 300 nucleotides long. NCBI's taxonomy places the organism in Eukaryota, Fungi, Glomeromycota, Glomeromycetes, Diversisporales, Gigasporaceae. The record is from the annotation of a GenBank genome assembly.
UUUAAAGAUCAAAAAAAGGAAUAUCCGACAUGUCGUAUUAAAAUUACACAAGAACCAGUAUUAUCCUUCGUUAUUAAAGAUAUAAUAGAUUAUUUUAUCAAAAUCAAAUCAUCAGAUGAAGAAAGACAUCUUAAAAAAAGGUUUCAAGAGUUUAAAGCUAUAUCUAAUCCGUGGGGAAACCUUUUUCACAAUUCAAAUACAAAAACAAAAACAAAAAAUAACUAUUACGAAGAAUACGAUAAUUAUGACACCUCGGAUUCUUUUAUCGAUGAUGGUAAAAUAACAGAAGAUGAUAUGUGA